Molecule: messenger RNA, 3016 nt
Organism: Cryptomeria japonica (Japanese cedar)
Lineage: Eukaryota; Viridiplantae; Streptophyta; Pinopsida; Cupressales; Cupressaceae
Exons: 2
Coding region: 163-1917 (584 amino acids)
Biological process (GO): cell wall organization; biosynthetic process
Molecular function (GO): ATP binding; UDP-N-acetylmuramoyl-tripeptide-D-alanyl-D-alanine ligase activity
Source: RefSeq, a predicted model, not a curated record
GGUGUAUAGGCUUUGGGCUGUUUCAGUUUUUACAGCCUUCGAAAGAGAACCCUAGACCUACUUAUACUUCUAGAACAUCCUCGCUUACAAAGUGACUUCACAUAGAGGUUGAAUUUGAUCGGACAUACUUUUAAAAACUGGAGCUGUUGCUGGAGUUCGCGCAUGUCUGUUCACCCUUCCUGUUUUCAGAGUGUUCAAGGAGGUAUACAUCAUGCCACAGCAUUUCCCUUUGAUCGGCUUAGAAAGCUUAGUAAGUGGCAUAAAAACACACCCAUAUCGAGGAUUGAUCACAAUGGUGCUCGAUACAGAAGGUCCUACGCAAUUUGGAAUGUGGGUCAAUCUCCUUCGCCUUUAUCAGCAUCUGGGUUUUCAUCGGCAGAGAGCUUCAAAUGUAAAGAACCCGCCUAUUCCAUUUUUGAACGAUUGUUGGAUGAACAAAGCCAACUGGGUAUUGUCUUGACUGCAACAGAAAUAGCUGAAGCAACAGGAGGACAGGUUAUUAAAGCAGGUCCGCCUGGAAGCAUAUGCACAGAUACCAGAAACAUUAAACCUGGUCAAUGGUUUCUUGCCCUUACAGGCCCCAGAUUUGAUGGCCAUCAAUUUCUACAAUCUGCAUUGGCUAAGAGCUGUGCAGGUGUAGUAGGAAACAGGGUUUGUGAAAACUGGCCGAGGGGUUUCGUGAAAGUUGAGGAAAAUACUUUGACAGCCCUACACAAAUUAGGUUCCUCAGCAAGGAAGAAAUUUAAAGGUCCUGUUGUGGGUAUUACAGGAAGUACAGGAAAGACCACGACAAGGGCCAUGAUUGCCCUUGUCCUGGAGUCUCUGGGUCACAUUCAUCAGACAUCAGGUAAUCAGAAUAAUCAUAUCGGUGUACCUCUGACUCUUAUAUCAAUGCCAAUGCAUUCCAAAGCCUGUGUUUUGGAAUUGGGGAUGAAUCAUUCGGGAGAGAUUCAGGAGCUGGCUAGGAUUUCAGAGCCUUGUGUGAGAGUGGUGCUCAAUGUGGGUCCUGCUCAUAUGGAGAACUUCACAAGCUUGGAGGAGAUUGGGAGGGCUAAAGGCGAGAUUUUUCUGGAGGCGAGGUCCGGGGAUAUAUGUAUAUUAAAUGCUGAUGAUCCUUUGGUCAUGGCCCUUCACCUUCCAGAUGGGGUGCAAAGAGUUCUCUUUGGGAGCAAGUUGGGUUGUGAUGUGCGACUGAUAGCCGCAAAAUCUAUUCAAGGAGGCCAUGCAAUUCAGGUUACCCUAGAGCAUUGUUCCUCUGCAAAUGUUGAACUAGAGAAGGAUAACUUGCAACACAAGAAAUCAGUAACAGAAUCCAGGGACUCAGAAGGGGUUGAAUGUUGUCAACAAUCAAACUCAAGAGUAGUUUUUGAAAUUCCCAGUCCUGGGCAACACCUAGGUAUGAAUGCAUGUGCAGCUGCUGCAGUGGCAGUUUCACUUGGGGUUUCAUUAACCCAAGUUGGUAAAGCUUUGUCAAAGUUUAGCCCAGUUAAUAUGCGGUUAAGCAUGGAAACUUUUGAAAAUGGAAUCACAAUUAUAAAUGACACUUACAAUGCAAAUCCAAUGAGCAUGGUUGCAGCACUUGAUAUUCUUCAUUCUGUAGAAUGCAAAGGUAGAAAAGUGGCUCUUCUUGGAGACAUGUUUGAACUUGGAAUAUCUGGCAAAAAAGCCCAUGCAGAUAUCUUAAAAAUAUGUCAAGAAAUAGGUAUUCAACUAUUAGGAGUUGCUGGCUUGCAUUUUAUGGAAGCAGUUAAUGUUGUGGACAUGGCAUCUUCUGAGUUAUGCACUCUGAGUGCCCUAAAUUCAGAAUCUCUUGCCUUACAAAUCAGGAAAAAACUUAAUAAGGGUGAUGUUGUUUUGGUUAAGGGUAGUCGAGGAAUGCAAAUGGAGAUUGUAGUUAAAGCCAUUAAAGAGAUUUAACAUCUAAGAUUGCCAAUCACCAUUAAGUCGGGUGUGGAACAUGCCAGUGAGCUUCUCCAUACUCUGGGAAAAGGAGGGACACGGUGGAUUCCAAGUGCAAUCUAAUCAUCAUAAAUGAAAAUCUUGUUGGAAGCCAGAAAGUAAAAAUGAAGUUUAUUUUUUAAUACUCAAAAUUUCAUGCACUAUCUACAUGUAAAAUAUCAUGUCUAUCAUCAUAGCAAGUACCCUUCAUUACAAUAAAUAGUGAACUUGUACAUAUCUGCUUCACAUUCAGGAAAAAGGACGUGGGAUUGGAGCAGCAAUAGCUAGGUCAACGUACAACCCAGGUCAGCGUUAAUCUUUUUGGGAAUUGUUCACGUCAGUGAAAAGCAUUAAUUGAAAAAUGGCCUAUAUUUUUUCUCUACAUUCAAAAAAACUUAAACCAGCAAAAAGACUUGAUAAUAAUAUUUUAUUUGAAGAUUGGAGGCACAGACAGGAUAUUUUUCAACACUUUAUGAAACCUCCAACUACCCAUAAUGCAAACAAGGCAGGAACCCAAAAUUCCUCAAUUUUUUAGUUCUUAUUCUAUGAGGAAAAUAAUCAAUUUAAGACAUGCUUACAGUUUGAUUAUAAUUUGUUCAAGAGAAUAAGCAUGCAGGCAGGUUUUGGACUUCAAAGAUGGCAAAAUUUCAAUUUUUCAGGUAGAGCCAUAUAAAUUACAGUUUACAUGCUCGAAAAAUCUGUACAAUAUAGUGUAAUGGCCGCACAACCAUCCUCUAUAUAUUUACGAAUUGAAAUACAGGAUUACAGCACAACCACCAGUUUGCAUGGCUGGUAAGCAAGCGAAACAUUAUAGAGAUUUUGUUUCCUUCACUGCUGCCAAUUUCUUUAAGAAAUACUUUAGCUCUUACAAAAAAUUGUAUGGUUUUUUUCUCAAGUUGAAAUGAAUGUAUAUUAAUAUUUGUGGACCAAAUGGUCUUUUGGUCGUAGUGACUAUGACUCAAUUGCAAUGCCCAGAAGUAAACAGGACAGGUUACUGUAUCUUAAUCAGCAGCAUUACCUUAGUGGAUAUGCUGUAAAUAUAUUUGCCAUAACCAAUAUUUGUUAGUUUGUAAACAAU